Molecule: messenger RNA, 1313 nt
Organism: Hydractinia symbiolongicarpus
Lineage: Eukaryota; Metazoa; Cnidaria; Hydrozoa; Anthoathecata; Hydractiniidae
Product: leucine-rich repeat-containing protein 34-like
Exons: 11
Coding region: 110-1300 (396 amino acids)
Molecular function (GO): protein binding
Source: RefSeq, a predicted model, not a curated record
CUAAUUAAAAAAAAAAUGCUUUUACCAUUUUCAGGGAAAAACAUAUCAAAAAACUAUCAAUCAGUGAUGUGAAAAUCAUUUGUUUACACAAAACAGUACUGACAUCAAAAUGUCUGAUGCUGAGACUACGAAGCAUAGCUAUAUGAAAGCCGCAUCAGAGCAAGGUAAAGAAAUAAACAAAGAAAUACUAUUCUUGAUCAAUCGUGCUGAUGCAGAAGAUAGCAUUCAUUCUAUUUGCAUUGAAAGUGGUUUUAACCUUCGACUUCAUGGCAACAAAAGAAAUGAAAGAAAUGAAAUGUAUAGAGAAAAAGUGAACGAUGAGGAAGUUCAAGUUCUAUAUUUGACGUUAAAAACAAACACUUUUAUUACGGGACUUGAUCUUGGUUAUAAUGUGAUAACAGAUGAUGGUGCUGCAACGUUAGGAAAUCUGUUGCAGGAAACCUAUGCUUUGCAGUUGUUGAUAUUAAGUUACAAUGACUUUGGUGUGAAGGGAACAACAGAGAUUGCAAAAGGAUUGCAGAUGAAUGAGACGCUAAAAGUGUUAAAACUGGAUGGUAACAAGUGUGGAGUAUAUGGCGGAAUGGCUAUCGCUGGUGCUUUGCAAGUCAACAUGACAUUAGAAGAGUUAAAUCUAAAUAACACGGAACAGGGAACACAGUCAAUUGUUGCUUUUACGACAGUACUGAAAGCGAAUGGUUCGCUUAAGUGUUUGGAUUUGGGAAGACCUCUGUUACAUUCCCAACAGGAAGAAACCACCGUUCACGUUGCCAAAAUGCUUGAGGUUAACAUUAGAAUCAAUGAAAUCCACUUAAGCAAACAUGGCAUGGUAAAUUUUGGAGCUGAAAGACUAAUGGAACACAUUGCUAAUAACAUUGCUUUGUUGCAUCUUGAUUUGAGUUGCAAUCGAAUCUCAAGGGACGGCAUUAAAUGUAUAGCCAAAUAUCUCAAAGGGAAUCCACCAUUGCAAAUAUUAAAUAUAGCAUACAACAGAGCUGAGGACGAUGGUGCUUUAUACCUGAGUGAUGCGCUAGCUUCUGGAAACUUUUCCUUGUUAACAUUGGUACUUUGCAGUAACACUUUGACAGACAAGGGCUUAUGUGCUUUAGCUAAAUCUCUUUAUUUGAAUGCUACGCUGAGGCAGUUGUAUAUAUGGGGUAACAGUAUCGAAGCCGCGGCUAGUCAAGCUUUCUUGGAGCUGACACAGGGUGUUGUACCACGCCUUGAUGUUGGAGAUACAGAUGUGAGGGCGUAUGUUGUCGAUGAUGUUCCUUAUUUAGCUAGGGUAGCGAGUCCUUACUAACCUCAGUUGUUUU